AUGGCUCAUCCGGGGAGAAGAGGCUACGAUAACCGGGAGAUAGUGCUGAAGUACAUCCACUAUAAACUCUCGCAGAGGGGAUACGACUGGGCUGCCGGUGAGGACAGGGCACCCCUGCCUCCGGGGCUCUCUCCUCCUGCUGCUGCUGCGGUUGCUGCUGCUGCUGCUGCUGCUGGGACUUCCUCUGAUCACACUGGGCUGGUGUCUCUGCACCCCGAGCCCCCCGGCUCGGCUGCUGCUAGCCACGCACCCCCGGCCGAGGGCCGCUUCGUGGCGGUGGUGGAGGAGCUGUUCCGAGAUGGGGUUAACUGGGGCAGGAUCGUGGCCUUCUUCGAGUUCGGCGGUGUGAUGUGCGUGGAGAGCGUCAACCGGGAGAUGUCUCCCCUCGUGGACAGCAUCGCCACCUGGAUGACCGAGUACCUGAACCGGCACCUGCACAACUGGAUCCAGGACAACGGAGGCUGGAGCCUGGUGUUUGAGCUGCAGAAGGACUGGCUUGGCAGCCGGCUGUCGUGCUUGGCGACUUUUGACUCUGCCGUAGGGAAUGUUGAAGUGAUGCAGCCAGUGGCUGUCUACAGCCAAAUGAAUAAACACUUCUUGGACCAGCAACUAGACCCCAGGUUUCCCUUCUCCUGGGUUGCCUGCCUUAAUCACUAA
Messenger RNA from Balearica regulorum gibbericeps (East African grey crowned-crane), 657 nucleotides. The record is from RefSeq and is a predicted model, not a curated record. NCBI's taxonomy places the organism in Eukaryota, Metazoa, Chordata, Aves, Gruiformes, Gruidae.